Owenia fusiformis is the source of this 1457-nucleotide messenger RNA. The record is from the annotation of a GenBank genome assembly. NCBI's taxonomy places the organism in Eukaryota, Metazoa, Annelida, Polychaeta, Sabellida, Oweniidae.
CAGGAUUACUGCGCAGUGGUAUAUAAGACAGAAUAUUUUUGUAGAACAUCAGACUUAUGUCAAUGCUCUAUACAGUGACUACAUCUCGAUAAAUACUAAAAAUUCUUAAGCAUGGCUAACAAAUAUGAUACUCCAGCAAGACGUGCUCUGUUUGAAACAGCCUGCAGUGUGGAUACCAAGACUCCAGUCACUAAGAAGACUACACACACAUUUGAGUCACCAUUCUCAAUUCGUACCCUGCUGAAUCUGAGGGAAGAGACUUCAUCACAAUCUACACAACCAACUGAAGUACCUCCAAGGAGUAUUAUGUCAAGCCUGGCCUCACAUCCUAGCUUCAAUGAGCUAAGCAAAGCUCUCGCUGCAGAUAUCAACACUCGAGAAAUGCCUUCACAGCUGAUCCAGACAGUAUCGCCUCAGCUGAUCCCAGUGCCAGCCUGUAUCUCUGCCCUGGAGGAGCGCAUCUACUCACUCAAGUGCCAGUUAUCUGAUCCUACCAAGCUACUGGAAUUAGAGUCCUUCUACCAUCAUCAGACCCGCCAGGUGGAGUCUGAGCGUUACACACAUCUCUCCAACUGUCUACCAAUGCAUCAACACACCAUCAACAUCCAGUGUGACCAUCAACUCCGCCUUCUGAUUGGUCGAGUAAAACGCAGCAUCAGACUCCUGGAGACAUCUCUCAUCACCCAAGACAACAUCAGCUACAACCUCGCUGCAUUUGAGUCUAGGAACUCUCUCGAAGAGUUUCCUCCACAGCCAAUAAUGACUUCAACUCCUAAGAAGCAAUCUGGGAAUCCUAGGAAAUCUCAUCGCCAUGCAGUGUAUCGCCAACAGUCUACAGCUGUGUUGGAGACUUGGUACGCUGUCAACUCUCACAAUCCCUACCCAAGCACUGACAUUAUCAUCUCUCUCGCUAACCAGGCUGAUCUCACCACAUCCCAGGUUCGCAAGUGGUUCUCCAAUAAACGACUCCGAGGUGGACGUGUCAGCAGGAAGUUGCUUAAUCAUCUACAUCAUCAAAAUGAACUUGUGCCAAGCAGCUCUGUGCAAUCUUGGAUUUAGUAUUGUUUUCAGUUGAAAUGAACUCUUAAUGAAUCUGCCAAAUGUAUAAAUUAAUGUAAAUAUAAUUGUAUAUAUAAUUGUGAAAUUGUGCAUAACCUUCUCAUAUAUUUGUGUAAUAAAAUUGGGAAAUGAAAUUAUAAUCUUAUGUUUUAUUAUGUAUUUAUGUGGUAAUCAUGCUUGAGCUUACUGACAAAUUAUUUUUCAUAGUCUACAUGGUUUCCCUCCCACUUUUCUUCACCCAUAUUCAAUGCUUUAUAAACAAGAUCCCAUCGGCCACAUCUUCAUCCUGGUGUAGAUUUAUUUGCAUGUGGAUGUUGCAUUCAAUUAAAAUUGUUCUAAUGUGUGCAGUCAACGAUAAAUGUCUUGAGCGAAUAUUUUCAGUGUCUUACCCUGGUAAU